AUGGCCUUCCAACCGCUGCUCCGGCAGCAUGUCAUUCCCCUGGCAGCUUUGACUACGGGCUUUGUUGUUCUGCCGAAAACGUCCGCCCACGCCGACCAGCCUAUCGCGGACCCUAUUCGGGAGAUUCGCAUCCGAAAACCAAUCUACGACGCUCCCUCCAUCCCCUCCGUCCGCGAGAUCGCAGCCACUACACCUCCUCCUGCCUCCGGCAUAACUGACAAGCCUCAAGAUGAGCCCUCGGCGACCACACCACGCCGACCAUCGCCGACUGAUCGACUAGCGAACGAGCUCAAGCGCGGCCGACUUCUACUGCACCGAUGGGCGGUGCGAAGCGAGGACGCGGUCAAUGGCGGGAUGGAUCGCUUCAUGUCUGCCGAGCACAACUUCACCUCUACCAUUGCCUCGCUAGCACCGCCGAAAGAAAGCAACGAGAAGCUACUGCCUGGUGGCAUCUACGUGCUCGUGGCUGCCAUGGCUGGCUCCAUCAUAAGUCGGAAUCGCAACAUUCUCAUUCGAUUCGUCACACCAAUAAUCACCGGCGUAACCACUGCCAACUACGUCGUACCAAGAACAACGCAGAAUGUGGGCAACUUGGUGUGGGACUAUGAAAAGCGCUUUCCCGUUGUGGCGGAUAAUCAUGUGCGGAUAAGCCAAGGCGUGAGGCAUUUCCUCGAGACUGGCAAGGCUCAUAGCCAGAUGGGAUUGGCGAUGGCGGAAGAGAGGGUGCAGGGUGUCACGGAGGCUGUGCAGGACUGGGUGAAGAAAGGCCGUUAA
Molecule: messenger RNA, 774 nt
Organism: Recurvomyces mirabilis
Lineage: Eukaryota; Fungi; Ascomycota; Dothideomycetes; Mycosphaerellales; Teratosphaeriaceae
Exons: 2
Coding region: 1-774 (257 amino acids)
Biological process (GO): cristae formation
Cellular component (GO): mitochondrial crista junction; MICOS complex
Source: RefSeq, a predicted model, not a curated record